ACCAGCUUUCCACAAACAUGCUGCAGAACACGUCUGCAUCAUGACGACGGCCUCAGUGCCUGCAGCGCAACGCAGGAUAUCCGUGCAUACAUCUAGCAGUGACGCGCCGUCUGCAGCGCUUGAAGCUGUUGGAAUACGGCCACGGCGCGCGCAACGGCGCCCUACCAAGCCGGCGCCGUAUGAGCUCGCAAACCACGCGAAAGCGUUCAUUGAGGGGCAACAAUAUGCGAACGCGUACGAGUUUCUUUACAGCCUCCUUUCAGCUGGUACAUCCAUAUCUACGCCUGCUCAGCCUUACACCGGCUUCCUCCCACCACCCUCACAAAUCGCGCUCGCCGCAUCUUUAAUCCCCUACAAGUUUAAGACACUCUCUCCAAACAACAGCAGAGGCGCUGAUGCAGCGCUUCGCUAUCUACAAUGCCUUCUGAACACAAUAGAAGCACCGGCUUACCAAUAUGUACGACAAGCUUUCACAUUCCCUGCCGAGCGCACACGGCGACGUCCACGUGGAUACAGGGCUGCGACUAGAAGUCUGUCCCCUGAUGAAAGCGACGACAUCGACCACCUCUAUUGUGAAACUGCAAACGACAAGAGUCUGUGGUACAGAGCGGACGAUUUCUGGCACAUCAUUGGAUGGGCGUUCAACUGCUCUGCGGCUUACAAAAAGCGAUGGGACAGAUGGAAACUGUGGCUCAAAACUAUGCUGGACUUCAUGGAGGCAGAUUGGGAUGUCUGCGUCAAACAGAGCCAGUAUGAUGACGCGGGGGAAGAAGCUGCAUUACAGCAGAGUCUCAUAUGGCAAUACGUUGCCGGUGAGGGGUUGUCGGUAACCCGAACAACGAGACGGCGGAUGGCUAAGGCAAUAUUUGCAACAGCAUCAGCCGAGUCACUAAAAGACUAUCCUGAGAUUUGGGAGAACGAGACCAUGGAGCUGAAGGAAGGAUCGAACAAAAGACAGAAACUUGGGAACGUGGAUUAUGAGACGGGCGAAGUAGCAGAUUACGACAGCGACGAAGACAUGAAAGAUGCACCCACGCGGGUGACGCGAGCUAUCGAACGCAAAUUCGAGGUCACGCCUCCAUCUGACCUUCCGGAUAUCACUAGUGGCAGCCUGGAUUUGCAUAGUGCUAUCGAACGACUCGGUGGCAGCGAUGCGAUAGCAUUGCGACAGCGUUUCCUAGCAUUGCUAGCGCAAGUAGCGACCAAGCUUCCUGGCCAAUUUACGACUCUCGGCGAUUGGUUCGACAACGUAGUGGAGGAUUUCCGGUAUCUGCCUACCGUGGUUUUCAACGUCUACCUCACCUCAUUGACAGUGCCUGGCCCAAUGAAAUACAUGUUCCUUGCGAACUUGUUGUUGCCAUUUGUCAGCGGUACAUUACCAGACUACUUUCGCCUCGAACCAACGCAAGAGCACUUUGAGUCAAUUCUGUUGUCUCUGAAAGGCAGCCAGAGUUUUGCAGCCAACGCCAAAGUCUCUCUGAUCCUUGAGCAGCUCUUCAUGCUCAUGAUGGCUGAAGACAAAUUCAAGCCCACAGAUGCAUUGCGGGCAGCUAUGGAGGCUGGAAUACAGGACAGGCAUUCUUCGUACGGCUCGGGCAGAGGCAAGAGAGGUAAUGCCGGGGAGGAGAAGCAGGCACGAGAGCUUAUGGAAGCGUGCUCAGGAAGACUUCUGAGUAUGCUGGAAGUGCUUGAGAUCAUGUCAGGUAAGCCACCACAGAAGGUGGGUCGCAUGGAUAGCUCGUUUCUAUCUUUUGGAUCCGCGUCUCCACUUUCAUCGGCACCAAGCGAUACCGAAGAGGAAUAGUGAUUAUCACGGUACAUUCCUGAAUGGGCUCUUCAUCGUAUGCGCUUUGGUGAAGAUCAGAAGAUUCACACGAUAUCCACCUUUCGGUUUUCAGAACCAUCCUCGGAAGGCCCUUGCAGUGCUUGAGUUCUUCCUCAAUGCCUUCCUUCACUGCCCUCGUCAUCAUUCCUUCUUCUCGGCAAUCCACUCGCACUCCUCAGCCCUCCCGUCCAAUUCCUCCCAUCCACCGAUCUCCAUCUCAUCUAGCGUCUCAUUAUUCUGUCUCAGCCAUUGCCACUGCAACACCAUCUGACUCGCCCUCACCACAAGCCACUCGUCACUCCAUCUA
Boeremia exigua is the source of this 2132-nucleotide messenger RNA. RefSeq lists its product as uncharacterized. Bases 41 to 1804 code for a protein of 587 amino acids. NCBI's taxonomy places the organism in Eukaryota, Fungi, Ascomycota, Dothideomycetes, Pleosporales, Didymellaceae. The transcript has 3 exons. The record is from RefSeq and is a predicted model, not a curated record.